Messenger RNA from Fraxinus pennsylvanica, 1467 nucleotides. The record is from the annotation of a GenBank genome assembly. Lineage: Eukaryota; Viridiplantae; Streptophyta; Magnoliopsida; Lamiales; Oleaceae.
AUGAGUUUCAGAGAGGAGGUUGAAGAUGGGAGGGGGGAUCUGAAGAAGCCAUUUUUGCAUACUGGAAGUUGGUAUAGGAUGGGUUCAAGGCAGUCUAGUGUGAUGAGUUCUGCUCAAGGAAUAAGGGACAGCUCUAUUUCAGUACUGGCUUGUGUUUUGAUUGUGGCUCUGGGUCCUAUCCAGUUUGGUUUCACUUGUGGCUAUUCUUCACCAACACAAGCUGCAAUCACUAAAGAUCUCAAGCUUACAGUAUCCCAGUUUUCUAUGUUCGGUUCAUUAUCAAAUGUUGGGGCUAUGGUUGGGGCAAUAGCAAGUGGUCAGAUUGCUGAGUACAUUGGACGAAAGGGGUCUUUAAUGAUUGCUGCCAUACCUAAUAUUAUCGGUUGGAUUACAAUAUCGUUUGCCAGAGAUAUUUCAUUUCUGUACAUGGGAAGGUUGUUGGAAGGUUUUGGUGUCGGAAUUAUCUCUUACACGGUGCCUGUAUAUAUAGCUGAGAUAGCGCCUCAAAAUAUGAGAGGCGGAUUGGGCUCGGUGAACCAGCUAUCCGUGACAAUUGGGAUUCUUCUUUCAUAUCUACUUGGACUAUUUGUUAAUUGGAGACUUCUUGCUGUUCUCGGAAUAUUGCCUUGUCUGAUAUUGAUACCUGGCCUGUUUUUCAUCCCGGAAUCUCCUCGGUGGUUGGCAAAAAUGGGAAUGACUGAUGAUUUUGAAGCUUCCCUGCAAGUUCUUCGGGGGUUUGAUACUGAUAUUACCCUCGAGGUUAAUGAGAUCAAGAGGUCCGUAGCAUCAUCAACGAGCAGAAGAACGGCAAUCCGUUUUGCAGAUCUCAAACUUAAAAGAUAUUGGUUACCUCUCAUGAUAGGAAUUGGGUUACUUGCUCUGCAACAGCUCACUGGAACUAAUGGUGUUCUCUUCUAUUCUACUACUAUUUUUGAAUCUGCUGGGAUCUCGUCAGGCAAUGUCGCAACAGUUGGUGUUGGUGUUAUUCAGGUCAUUGCUACUGCAGUUUCAACAUGGUUGGUGGACAAAACCGGACGAAGGAUUCUACUAAUUACCUCCUCUUCUGGGAUGGCUAUUAGUCUCCUUGUUGUUGCUGUUUCAUUCUUUUCGAAGGGCUUCGUAUCAGAGGAUUCUUCUCUCUACAGCAUAUUUGGAAUUCUAUCAGUAGUUGGGGUUGUGUGCAUGAUUGUGGCUUUUUCACUAGGAAUGGGGCCCAUUCCAUGGCUUAUCAUGUCUGAGAUUCUUCCUGUCAAAAUCAAAGGCCUAGCUGGAAGUGUGGCAACUUUGAUUAACUGGUUUGUUUCCUGGGUUAUUACAAUGACUGCACCGUUGCUAUUGGAUUGGAGCAGUGGAGGGACCUUCACUUUUUACACUGUCAUGUCCGUUUUCACUGUGAUAUUUGUGGCAAUUUGGGUGCCAGAGACAAAGGGCAAAACCUUAGAGGAAAUCCAGUUCUCCUUCAGAUGA